CACAUGGUGCUUUUACAUGGGUUAGCGAAGUGGGUAAUUACAUUGAGUGAAGAAAUUGAGUGAGAAAUCGGAAGAUUGUAUGUGAUUUUUACCACUAAACGUUGUCCACGCAAAAAUCAAAAUGGGAAAGAAGAAAUCUGGAGGUGGUGGCACGGGACUGGGAAGAGCUUUAAUAAAGGAGAGGCUUAUGGCAGGUCGUGGCAACAGACGUGCAGAUUCUUGGCUCCACACGAGUGAGCUGAACGACGGGUACGACUGGGGUCGCCUGAACUUGCAGUCCGUCACAGAACAGAGCUCCCUGGACGACUUUCUGGCCACCGCAGAACUCGCAGGGACGGAGUUUAUAGCCGAAAAGCUCAACAUCAAGUUCGUGCCUGCGGAAUCCAGAUCGGGUCUGCUGACGUCGGAAGAGACCAAAAGGCUUAAGAAGCUCCACGAGGAGAAUAAACAGUUACUACGCAUACCGCGCAGACCGGAAUGGGACCAGAGCACGAGCCCAGAAGCUCUUCAGCAGGCGGAGAGAGACAGCUUCCUGGAGUGGAGACGGGAACUGGCGACGCUGGAAGAAGAUCAGAAUUUGAUUCUCACCCCCUACGAACGAAAUCUAGACUUCUGGAGACAGCUCUGGAGAGUCAUAGAGAGGAGUGAUCUUGUAGUGCAGAUCGUGGACGCCAGACACCCCUCCCUGUUCCGAUGUCCGGACCUCGAGCGCUAUGUGAAGGAGGCGUCUGAGCACAAGGAGAACAUGGUGCUGGUGAACAAGGCCGACCUGCUGACGCGGGAGCAGCGGCGGGUCUGGGCGCGGCACUUUGAGAGGGAGGGCAUCCGGGCCGUCUUCUGGUCCGCCCUGGCGGAGAACGCGCGGCUGGAGGCCGAGGAGAAGGGAGAGGCCUAUGGCGAGGAAGAGGAGGAGCUGAGUGACGAAGAGGAGGUGGCGAGGGAGGACGAGGAGGAGGAGGGAGGAGACGUGGAUGAAGAGGAGAGGAGGGACACGUUUGAGGAUUGUGUGGAGGAAGGCGACUGGCAGACGUGCUCAGAGGGAUCAGAGGAAGAGGGGGAGGGGGAGGAGGAGGAAGAGGAGGGAAAGGAGGAGACCGGCUCCCCUGGCACUGCCUCCUUCCACAACUCCAGCCGCCUCCUGAGCAAAGAUGAGUUGCUGGCUCUGUUCAAGACUGUCCACUCAGGCACCAAGCUGAAGGAAGGCCAGAUUACAGUUGGACUGGUUGGGUAUCCCAACGUUGGGAAAAGUUCCACGAUUAACACGCUUCUCAGGAAUAAGAAGGUGUCAGUGUCGGCCACGCCUGGACACACUAAGCACUUUCAGACGCUGUUCGUGGAGCCGGGCCUGUGUCUGUGUGACUGCCCCGGCCUCGUCAUGCCCUCCUUCGUGUCCACCAAGGCCGACAUGAUCUGCAGCGGGAUCCUCCCCAUCGACCAGAUGAGAGACCACGUUCCCGCCAUCUCUUUAGUGUGUCAGAAUGUUCCCCGGGCCGUGCUGGAGGGCACCUACGGCAUCAGCAUCAUUCGCCCGCGCGAGGACGAAGACCCCGAGCGCCCGCCCACCGCCGAGGAACUGCUCAUGGCCUAUGGAUACAUGCGCGGCUUCAUGACCACGCACGGUCAGCCCGACCAAUCCCGCUCCGCGCGCUACGUGCUGAAGGACUACGUCUGCGGAAAGCUGCUGUACUGCCACCCUCCCCCCCACAUCGCCCCCGAAGACUUCCAGCCGCAGCACGGCAAGUUUGACCCUCGGCGCGUUGCCGAGCAACAGGACCCCACCCAGGAAGUGAAAAGGCCGCGUAAAAUCAAGAGGAUCGAGAACACCGUGGACAAAGACUUCUUCCACCGGGAGAACGUGAGGGCUCUGACCAAGGGUGUGCAGUGCGUUAUGGGAUACAAGCCUGGGAGCGGUCCGGCAGUCCCAGGAACGCCGGGCUCGGAACAAGCCGCCGGGAAGCCCUGGAAGAAGCACGGAAACAGGAACAAGAAGGAGAAAGUGCGCAGGCUCACUAAACACCUGGACGCCUGAACACACACCUGUGAAACACCCGGACACCUGACCUCACACCUGAACGCCUGGCAGCACACCUGUGAAACACCUGGACGCCUGGCGGCCCUCUUCUGAAGCACCUGGACUCCCGACCGCAUAUGUAUCAAACACCUGUUAACCUGACCGUACACAUGUAUAAUACCUGGAUGACACACCUGUGAUUAGCAACGGCUCACAUAUAUUGGACCGCCAUUAUUGGUGUCUGUAAUCUGACUGUCCAGGAAGCAGUCAUCUGGUCUAUCCUUGGGCUCAGAGGGUUUAACCGUUGAGACAAAAAUCAUAAAUCAUAAAAAUGUUUAAAAAGCAUAAAUAUAGAAAAUAAUUGUAGAAAUGUUUGUUGAAUUCCAGGACCUCAGUGGAUUGAAGAAAUCUACAGGCCUUGUUGAGAAAAUUAUUUUGCAACCUGUGAUACUAUUUGGAGUGGAACGAUCCACAUUUAGGAGGUGUAGUUUAAAAAAAUGUAAAGGCUUCAUAGCAAAGAGUAUAAAUUCCACUUCCUAUUCCGUUGAAUAGGAAAUUUACCUUCUUCAAAUGAACACGAUGAGCAAAUACAACAGAUGUCUUGGCAAGCUACAACUCUAUGAAUUUCUGGCAAGUGCUGAGUUUUAGAUGUGUACUUGCCAUAAGAUUGUCUGUAAAGUAAUUGUCUGGAAUAUUGUCUGUAAAAUAACUUUAGUCCGGUUUCAGUCCCUCCCUCCCAAGUACUGUGGUCCGUUGUGGAGGUUCCUCAGUCAGUGAUUGGCUCAGGUUCCAGGUCCAGGGACUGUCUGUUGCAUCACAAGAGGAAAUGAGUGAAUAAGAGUGCGGCCAGAUCUCUGGAAGGGUAGAGUCGCACGGUGAUGAUGUCACAGAGGAUAUAGUGGAAGUAAACCCAGACCGUACCUAGUAGAAUGAAUCUACCUUCAGCAAUGUGAUCGCUCAGUCCAUUUUGAAAUGGCAGAAAAUGUCACCACAAGCUUACAGUACAUGACAGUCUUAUAAAGUUACAGGAAUUUGAAUUCAAAGAUUUUUCAGAGUGAAAUUGCUUAGAUGACAAAUUGUUUUCUUUGUAACUAAAACAAUGUAUUGGAAUUAUUUUAAGACCUCUGUUCCAUUUUGAUGAAAUGCUAAUACUGUAGAGCACAGUAUAUAUUUUUCUAGACAGGCUUAAUCAUUAGUCUUUGACUUUGCUAUACAAGUACUAAUCUUGGAAUGGAAGCAGUAUUGGAGUAGUACUGAAGAAAUCCUCGGUCACAGUUUGUGGUUUAUUAUGAAUUUCAUAAGAGAUGUGUCUCUGAACGUCAGUGUGUGAUUACAACAAAAACAUGUUGUUUGAUCUUAAUGAAUUGUUAAUUAAAUUACCUUGAAUAUGAA
This is a messenger RNA of Anguilla anguilla (European eel), 3403 nucleotides long. RefSeq names its product large 60S subunit nuclear export GTPase 1 (gene lsg1). The transcript has 14 exons. Lineage: Eukaryota; Metazoa; Chordata; Actinopteri; Anguilliformes; Anguillidae. Gene Ontology annotation, cellular component: cytosol. The coding region runs from base 122 to 2029 and encodes 635 amino acids. The record is from RefSeq and is a predicted model, not a curated record. Gene Ontology annotation, biological process: ribosomal subunit export from nucleus. Gene Ontology annotation, molecular function: GTP binding; GTPase activity.